CUUAAUGGUUCAAACCUCUACUGGUUCUCUACUGGUUGAGCACUUGCCAAACAACCCCUAAAUCUAUUCCGGCCAUCGCCAUCCCUGUCUCCAACAAAACACAAAGAGGAAGACCAUCUUCAUGUCACAUUGCCCGGCGCCCAGCAGCUAUGCGCGCUACCGCUUCUCUUCUCCUUCCUUUCAAACCCAUUCCAAGAAGGCAUCUCUCCACAAAGUCUUCAUUUGCUCCCCUAGACAAGAGAAAGCCAUCAAAGAGAAUUAGUCAUCUGCGUCCCAAGAUUCUCAAAAACCCUCCCGUUCCCAUUGAAUCCUCACCGCCCCCCACAAACCCAGUUACCCCAUCUGAAUCCCCUCCGGAGAAAUCUCGGGCAUUCCAUUCCGAUGGUGUCGCCGGCGAAGAUCCUAAUGAGUCGGAAAUCCAAGAAGUUUCUGAAAAUCUCCGAGAAAUUCAAGUCUCCCAGGUUCCUGAACCUAGCAUAGUUGUAAACCAUGGUAAAGCGCCCACCUUUAACUUUCUAUUGUGGUUAGGAGUGGUUAUUGUUGCUUGGAUAUCCUGGCCAGCUUUUUCUGGCAGCGAAGAAGGAGAAAACAGUGGAGAAGACGAAGUGUCGAAAAUGGGUGUUGUUGGUAACAGUAUUGAUACCUCAAAGUUGGAAACUUUCUUGAAUGAAAAUGGAAAUGGUGGGAUCAAGAAGAAGAUUGAGGAAAUUCAGGCCAUGGCUAGGGAGGCUAGGGCAAAGGAAAAGCUUGGGGCCGCUGAGAGCAGUGAAAGUGACGAUGAAGAUGAAGAUGAAGAUAGCUUUGCUAGUAAUCCAAUCGGGAAGGAGGUGGAGAAUAGAUUACUCAUGCUGCAUAAGCCUUUAAAGAGGAGUAGUGAGAAGCUUUCAGAACCGUUGGACGAUAACCCGAGAAGAAAUAGCGUAAAGAAUGAUUUGAAUGCUGCAUUGUUGUUUAAGAAAAAGCAUAAGUUUAGGGAUUUUUCAGGUGAACCAAGUCGUAGACCUAAGGGUUUUACGGGUGUGUCUAAACCUGAUGAGGAAGAACAAGAAAAAGGCGAUGCUUCUAUUGGUGAAGGAAAGGCUUCAUUGGAAGAAAGGGAUGAAAAUUCAGGAGUGACUCUAGAUGUUGCAAAUUCCGAACAUGAAACCGGCAUGACAGGGACCACUGUGAUAUCCAACAAAACGAAAAGCUCAAAAACAAAUCUCAAUGCAAAAAGAGGGAAAGCGAUUGAGAGACAGUCGGGCAAGAAAUCCAGGGGUACGAAAUCUGAAAAAGAAACUAACUUCUGGUGGUUGAGUCUCCCUUACAUCCUUGUUGUACAUAUUCAUGGAUAUCUGAAUGGUGAAAGACCGCAAGAACAAUUCUUCUCCAUAAAAAGCAGCUCUGGUGAUUCGUCCUAUAUUGUGGCUUUUGAAGAUCAUGUUGAUGCUACCAACUUCUGCUAUUUAUUGCAGUCCUAUAAUGAUUUGGAAGACAACAGCCCGGAAAUCGUUAUAGUAUCUAUCGAUGAACGGGGAGUGAAAUCGGGUAUGGAAAAUGUGAUUGUUGUGAGGAAGGGACAACUGAAGCUUUAUGCAGGCCAACCACUUGGUGAUGUGGAGAUGGCCCUGCGCGCGCUGAUUGGACAGACUUGAAAUGCCAAUGGAACUGUAGACGAUAAUCGCCACUUAAAGCCAGAUGAUUCGGCUCUAGUUCAAAAAAAAAUUGUUUGGUUUUGGUAGUGGCCUUGUAGGGGAUAUUUCUGGCAGAUGAGUUUUUGAGAAAGGAGUGGGUAUUGGGUUCCGAAAAUCAUUUGGCACACAAUGAAAAUUUGACAGAUUCUAUACAUUCAAUUUCUUAGUUUGUUUACAAUGAUCUCUAGUUCAUUUGAACUUGGUGGAGGAAUGUGAUUUGAAAUUGUGUAUUAUAAAUGCACAUUUUAUUG
Cuscuta campestris is the source of this 1924-nucleotide messenger RNA. The record is from the annotation of a GenBank genome assembly. NCBI's taxonomy places the organism in Eukaryota, Viridiplantae, Streptophyta, Magnoliopsida, Solanales, Convolvulaceae.